Molecule: messenger RNA, 3706 nt
Organism: Rhopalosiphum padi (bird cherry-oat aphid)
Lineage: Eukaryota; Metazoa; Arthropoda; Insecta; Hemiptera; Aphididae
Gene: MFS17
Product: sialin
Exons: 10
Coding region: 476-2029 (517 amino acids)
Biological process (GO): transmembrane transport; monoatomic anion transport
Cellular component (GO): plasma membrane
Molecular function (GO): transmembrane transporter activity
Source: RefSeq, a predicted model, not a curated record
UUCCGUGGCGUUGGCAGCGGCGCCACCCGCACAAUACGGCCUGGCCACACACCGUCGCACCACACACAGUGUGCGUUUCGCGUCGCCGCCCGUACCCCGUAGUCCUCCGACACGACCGCGGCCGGCCGCCCGCAGACAUGUCAUACGGCGGCAACCGGCGUGGACGGACCGACAGCUGCUGCAGUCUGUGCUGCAGAGGUCUGACGUGAAAACGACCGGCGGACUCGCACCGCACCGGAACACGGCCACGGCAGCGGCGACCGCGGAGGCGGCGUCGGCGGCAGUAGUGGCAGUAGUGGCAGUAGUGGCAGCAGCGGUGGUGACGACGUCGGCGGUGGCGGCGGCAGUGGCACCGUCAGUGGCAGUGGCAGUGGCCGAGCGGCUGCUCAGUGCACCGGCACACGUACACCCGCAGUACAGAUAACCUACGCAGUUGAGCACAUUAGUUGAAAGCAUCACAAAGCGACCAUCUAUCAUGGACGUCCCAGAUAAUCAAAUAUUAGGAAUGGAGAAAAAACAUAAACUAUGCUUUAGAAGCAUUCAAGACAUGAUACCAGCUCGUGCGGUAUUAUAUUUAAUGUCAUUCAGUGGAUUUUUGGUCAGUUUCAUGAUGCGCACUGAUAUUAAUAUUGCCAUGGUAGCAAUGGCCAAAAUGAGAUUACGGUCUGAAAACUCGUCAAAUUUAACCGAACUUUAUUGUUACACUUCGGUUUCAAACGGCACACAAUCAUUUGAAGAUCAAAAACCAAUGGAAGAGGGUGAAUUUGAUUGGGAUUCUACAGUGCAAUCUGCAAUUCUUGGUUCAUUUUAUUGGUGUUAUAUAUUAUCUCAAGUAGUCGGUGGUGUCUUAACACAACGUUUUGGAACCAAGACGGUGUUUGGGUUCUCACAAUUAACAACAGCAAUUGCUUCAUUGCUCAUACCUCAGGCAGCUUCAUUGCAUUUCUCGGCAGUCAUAGCAUUGCGAUCACUUCAAGGAAUGGCAUCAGGACUUACUUGGCCUGCAAUGUAUGCACUUGUUGGUAUAUGGAUACCAUCCAACGAACGAACCAGGUUCAUGUCAUCAUUCCAAGGGUUUAGUUUCGGGAUUGGACUGACGUACAUGGUAUGCGGUUUCAUUAUUGGCAACUAUGGAUGGCGAGUGGUGUUUUACAUGAAUGGUUCAUUGGGUGUCGCAUGGUGCUUGCUAUGGUGGUUACUAGCUUUUGAUCUGCCUCACAAACAUCCAAGAAUCACUAGACGUGAACUGAAUUAUAUCAAUGCCAACAUUGGAGAAAAUAUCAUUAACACAAAAGAUUUAAAAGUCCCAUGGUGUUCUAUUAUGACCUCCAUUCCAGCAUGGUCUAUUGGUAUAACAACAUUUGGUCGGAUAUGGGUCCAUUAUACAUUUAUAAUAUACGGUCCAUCUUACAUGAAGACAAUAUUAGGUUUCAGUAUACAAAAGAAUGGAUUUAUGAAUGGAGCUCCAUUUUUGUGCAGUUAUCUUUCUUCUGUAGUUUUCUGUUAUGCAGCUGACUUCAUUAUAGGCCGUAAUCUUAUGAGCUUAACUAAUGUCCGUAAAAUGUUUACAGCUAUAUCUCAAGUCAUUCCUGGCCUAUUAGUUCUGACUAUAGGUUAUUUAGGUUGUCAGAUCACAUUGAUUUUGAUAAUUUGGUUUGUAGCAGUUACACUGAUAACUGCAUCAUAUGCUGGAGCAAUGGCAAAUGUAGUUGAUAUUGCACCAAACUUUGCCGGACAUAUAUUAGCAUUUGCACAAACUAUACAUAUGUCUGCAAGUUUUUUGUCUCCCCUUGCUGCUGCCAUUAUGCUUCAGGACAAUCCAACUUUGGAGAGAUGGCGUAGAAUAUUUGCUGUGACUGCUUGUGUGGCGUGUGGAACUUAUGUCAUGUACCAGUUUGGCGGUACGGCAAAAGAACAAGUCUGGAACAAUCCAAAUCGCAAAAAUAAUUCUGGUUCUGUUCGUGUUUCACCUGAAAAUAAUCAGCUUAUUGUCAACAAUAAAACUGAUCCAGAAAGAGGAGAUGGUUAGAAGUUCAGAUGAAACUAUUCAAGAAAAUAACAAUGGCGUACUUAGGUCCCCCACUUAUAGGGGCAAAAUCAAAUUAUUUUUACGAACGUUAAUUGUGAUAUAUAAUAUAAUUUACAACAAAAGAGAUAAUUAGCGCUGAUUACAAAAUCGGAACUUCAAUAAAUCUCAUCAUUCCAAAAAAGACAGUGUUCUAAACUUAAUAUUAUAUUUUAUUAUAAUUUAAAACAAAUUUUAAUGUUUGUAAUCAUAGAAUUUUUAAGUGUGUGACCUUGUGUCCUCUAAUACGAAUUAAGUAGAGUAGAUAUAUCAAUCAAUUACUAUGUAUAUUUAAAUAGGUGUUUUAUUUAUUAGAACUAAGUUGUAGAAGAAGAUGUAUGGACAUUUUCUAAAAAAAAAAAAAAAAAUGAACAAGUGAUUGGACAGUAAUAAGUUGUUAAACCUAUUUAUUAGUAUAAUUUUUUCCAUCAAGUAUAAAAAGCCAUUUUAAAAUUUACAACCUGGUUAUUUCUACUUGUGCUCAUAUUUUUAGUUAAAAUGUUAUUUAUUACUAGAAUUGUAGAUCAACAAUGUGCCUUACCAGAUUCAUUUUAGAAAGUUUUUUUGGAUUUAAUGAUGUUUUUCAAUUUUAAGUUCUUUAUUUUAUUACAUAUUUAAAAAAAUAAAUAUAUUUCUCUUUACUAGUAAUACUAUUUUAUUAUAGUAUUACUAUUAUUCUAAGUAAAACUUAUAUGAACAGUUCUAAACAUUAUUCUGCAAUCGACUAUUUCUUUUCACAAAUCAAAAAAUUAACCUUAAACAUUUAUAUUAAAACAAAUCUACCUCCACUAUCUAUAUAUAAUGUAUUUAUUUUUCAGAAUAUAUGUAAGCCUAGAUAUUGUAUUUAAUGAGUUUUUUAACUGGGCAAAUGUAGUAGAUUAUAUAGCCUAGAUUAGAACUCUAUUGUGCUUGUUUCAGAUUUUUUAUUUUUAUAAAAUAUUUAUAGAUGAGUUUUAAUAAAAUGUAAUAAUAAUAAUUAGGCGAAUUAUUUAAAUAAAAUGAGAUUUAUAAUAUACAUCAAACUAAUCAUUUUUUAAAUUAGCAAUAAAAAAAAACCAUUUUAAUAAAUAAAAACCCUUGGAUCAAUUUUGUUUGUGAACAUUUAAUCAAAAUUCAUCUGAGUAUUUUUUAUUUAUACAACACUAAAUAAUGCUUAAAAAAAAUAAGUAAAAUAAAAUUGAUAUUAUUUAUUUCAUUUUUACUAGUUUAUAUGUUUAUAGUUCUAAAAAAAAAAUACACUAAUAAUGUACUUACGUUAACUGUAAAUAUGUACACUAAAUAAUUUUGUUGGAAGACAUCUUGAUUUUAUUUAUUUACUACAUUAAUUGAAAUAUAUAUUUUUAAUAGAUUUAUCAAAAUUUAAUAAACAUUAAUAAUUUUUUAGCUGUAAUUGUGUUAAGCAUAUAAUUACUACUAAACAACACUCGUAUAAUAUUGCAUGUACUAUUUGAAGUAUGGUAUGGAAAUUUAUAGAAUUACUUUAAAUGUAUUGAUGUAUUGAUCAAAAAGUAAAUGAGAUCAGGUCGUAUUAUGUACUAAAAUGAAACGUUUAUUUACUUUUGUUAAAAAACAAUGUAUCAAAAUUAAUAUUGUGUUCAAAUGUUCGAAAAAAAUAUAAUAAAUUUAAAAUUCUAAAUUGCA